Messenger RNA from Prunus armeniaca (apricot), 876 nucleotides. NCBI's taxonomy places the organism in Eukaryota, Viridiplantae, Streptophyta, Magnoliopsida, Rosales, Rosaceae. The record is from the annotation of a GenBank genome assembly.
AUGGCUGCCACGGACGAUGGUUUGAAGAAGCUCGAGUACCUUUCCUUGGUUUCCAAGACGGUGGAUGAGUUCGACACCAAAUUAAAGAAAAAGGGUGCCGAGAUGCCCGAUUACUUUGUCCGUACACUCCUCACUAUCAUGCAAGCUAUUCUUCCACCGAAGCCAAAGCCUGAGAAGGACUCGAAGAAAGAGAGCGCUUCUGAUGGUAGGAAGACCAAGUUUAAGGCUUUGGCCGUCGCCAAUAAUAAAGAUAGAGUCAAGGACAUCGAGAAGGAAAUUGAGAUGGAGACCGAGGAAAAGGAAGGAGAUAGAGAUAGAGAUCGAGAUAGACACGGAGGAGGUGGAGAUAGAGACGGGAGGGAAAGGCGAAGGGAAAGGUAUGAUAGAGAUGAGAGGCAUAGAGAUACACAUUAUAAUGUUGAUGGUGACGACAGGGGAAGGCGUACAGAUCGAUACAAUAAGCAUAAGAGAGAUGGGUAUGAAGACAAUGGAGAUGUUAAGGAAGAUGGUUAUGAUAGGAGAGGUAAUAGGGAUCGGCAGAAUGGCCAGAACCAUUCAGAUGAGCCCGAAUUGUAUCAGGUUUAUAAGGGCAGGGUUUCGAGAGUGAUGGACACCGGUUGCUUUGUUCAGUUGAAUGAUUUAAGAGGGAAGGAGGGUCUGGUUCACGUUUCACAAAUGGCAACUCGGCGAAUUAGCAAUGCUAAGGAUGUGGUGAAGAGGGAUCAGGAAGUUUAUGUGAAGGUGAUUUCAAUUUCAGGUCAGAAGUUGAGCCUUUCAAUGAGGGACGUUGAUCAACAUACAGGGAAAGAUUUGCUCCCCUUGAAGAAGAGCUCAGAGGAUGAUGCUCUUAGGACGAACCAAAGGAUGGACCUGUGA